AUGGUGUGUGCAAGUAGUCUAUUGUCCAGUUUCCAUGCUCAGCCCGCAGUCUACUACAUUCGACUAGAUCAAGGCGGUAUUUUCCGGAUAAAAAAAAAUCCUUCAGCUAUAACACCCUUCCGGUGCCUAGCUGCCAUGCCACCCGAAGGAAGCACGAGGGCUGGGAUACUGCCAGGUUGCCCAAGCCUAGACGGGGGAAAUCGAGAGGCAGAGUUCGGGUUCGAACCACGGACCUUC
Opisthorchis viverrini is the source of this 237-nucleotide messenger RNA. RefSeq lists its product as hypothetical. The transcript has 2 exons. The record is from RefSeq and is a predicted model, not a curated record. NCBI's taxonomy places the organism in Eukaryota, Metazoa, Platyhelminthes, Trematoda, Opisthorchiida, Opisthorchiidae. The annotation marks the transcript as partial.